Messenger RNA from Ictalurus punctatus (channel catfish), 1151 nucleotides. It is a transcript of the gene gsta.1, whose product is annotated as glutathione S-transferase, alpha tandem duplicate 1. The record is from RefSeq and is marked provisional. Gene Ontology annotation, molecular function: glutathione transferase activity. Gene Ontology annotation, biological process: glutathione metabolic process. NCBI's taxonomy places the organism in Eukaryota, Metazoa, Chordata, Actinopteri, Siluriformes, Ictaluridae.
AACACGGAAAUCAUAGAUUCAUUUUUUUUAACGGACGGAACAUUUGUGCGUGCAAAAAUGUCAGGAAAGGUGGUACUCUAUUACUUCAACGGGAGAGGGAAAAUGGAGUCAAUACGGUGGCUUUUGGCUGUAGCUGGAGUUGAGUUCGAGGAGGUUCAUCUGACCACCAAGGAGCAAUUCAAAAAAUUGGUGGAUGACGGAGUGCUCUUGUUUCAUCAGGUUCCCUUGGUUGAAAUGGACGGAAUGAAGCUUGUUCAGACGAAGGCCAUUUUGAACUACAUCGCUGGAAAAUACAAUCUAUAUGGAAAGGAUAUUAAAGAGCGUCUUAUGAUUGAUAUGUACUCUGAGGGUGCUAGGGACAUCAUGGACAUGAUCAUGAUUCUGCCCUUUACACCUGCUGACCAAAAACAGAGUCAGCUGGAUAAAAUACAGGGCAAAGCCAAGGAACGCACUCUUCCUGCUUAUGAAAAGGCUCUUGCUCAUUCCCAGUACCUUGUGGGAACCCAGUUAAGUUGUGCAGAUGUGCAUCUCCUUGAGGUCACUCUCAUGCUGGAGGAGGUGCUCCCUACAAUACUUUCCACUUUCCCCAAAAUCCAGGAAUUUCAAAAGAGGAUGAAAGCAAUUCCAGCCAUCAGUAAGUUCCUGCAGCCCGGCAGUCAGAGGAAAUCUCCGCCUGAUGAAGUUUAUGUAAAAACUGUCAUGAAUGUAUUAAGCCAUCUUUUCAAGUAGAAGACUGAAGGUACUUCAAGCACUUUAUAAACAUUGUUGUACCUUGCACAGAAGAGGGAUUAUGUAAGGCUGUUAAUCAUAAAUGAAUUCUGUUUCACACUCAGUAGUUUGCCCUUUGGACAAAAAUAAGCAUUAAAGAGCGGUUUCUGUUCUCUCCAAUAUAAUAUACCAUAUCCAAGCUAUCUAAAGAUAAAUCACUAGUGAGUUUGAUGGAUUACAAUUUAAGUGCAUACUCGUGAGGCUAUGAUGUAAAUCCUAAUGAGUGAACGUUUUGGACAUUAUGGUUACUGACAUAACAGCAUAAAAUAGCAUGCACUAAAUGAUAGUAGUUUGAUAAUAUUCUUGGUCUUUUGCACAUUGUGUAAAGCUGUUCUCCUUGUAUAAUACAGGCUUUUAAAGCAAUAAAUGAUUCCAAGUUUAAA